Saprolegnia parasitica CBS 223.65 is the source of this 594-nucleotide messenger RNA. RefSeq lists its product as hypothetical. Lineage: Eukaryota; Oomycota; Saprolegniomycetes; Saprolegniales; Saprolegniaceae. The record is from RefSeq and is a predicted model, not a curated record. Gene Ontology annotation, molecular function: GTPase activity; GDP binding; GTP binding. The transcript has 2 exons. Gene Ontology annotation, cellular component: plasma membrane. The coding region runs from base 1 to 594 and encodes 197 amino acids. Gene Ontology annotation, biological process: Ras protein signal transduction.
AUGCAGUCGGCCGACUCGCGCGAAUACAAGCUCGUAGUGCUCGGCAGCGGCGGCGUCGGCAAGUCCGCGCUGGUCAUCCGCCUCGUCACCGACAACUUCCUCGAGGACUACGACCCUACGAUCGAGGACAGCUACCGCAAGCAGGUCGUGAUCGACCAGAAGCAGGCGCUCCUCGACAUCCUCGACACGGCGGGGCAGGAAGAGUACACGACGAUGCAAGACCAGUGGAUGCGCGAAGGCAAGGGCUUCCUGCUCGUGUACAGCAUCACGAGCCGGACGACGUUUGACGAGAUCAAGACGUUCAAGGACAAGAUCCUGCGCGCCAAGGACACGAACCGCGUCUCGAUGGUGCUCGUCGGCAACAAGUGCGACCUCGAGCGCAACCGCGACGUGAGCUUUGCCGAAGGCCAAGCGCUCGCGCGCGAGUGGGGCUGCCCCCUCAUGGAGACGUCGGCGAAGGAGCGCAUCCAGAACGAAGACUGCUUCUUCCAAGUCGUGCGCGAGAUCCGCACCAUGGACGCGCCGAAGAAGGCGCCGACGACGAAGAAGCCGAGCCCGACCAAAGAGAAGAAGUCGUUCUGUACCAUUCUGUAA